CGAUAGCAUAAUAACCAAUUAUCACUCGAUCUAUUAAUAACUACUACGAACGGAGUAUUUGAUAUGCUCAAAUGAUUGAAAUGAAUAUAACUACAAAGUACAAACAUAUGUAAAUUAAAGGUUUAAUUUACCCCUCACCCCCCAUCACUUCCACAUCCACAAAAACAAAAACAACACAGGGCGAUGCAAGCUAGCUAGCUAGGCUAUGCCGCAUGCAUCUUUUUAAGAAACUACAAAUGGCACAAUGAACAUGAAUCCUACUUAAAUGCAUGUAUGAUGAUUGAUACUCGUAGACAGCAUGAAAUGCGGCAUCAAACUCCGGUGGGUGCGGCGGACGGGGUGGGUGUUGGUGGGUUCGCUGGACUGGGUGUGGGUGAUGGGGUGGGACUGAUGGGUGUGGGCGGGGGCGGGGUAGGAGUGGGUGGAGGGGGCGGGGUGGCCGUGGGUGGGGAGGGUGGGGGUGUAAUGGGGGUGGGUGGGGUGAAUGGGAAAGGUGGGCUCAUGAUGGAGGCGCCGGAGAAGCAGCCGGAGACACAGUUGAUGUUGUCGCUGCCGCAACCGGUGACGCAGCCCAUGGAGUCGAGCACGGCGGCGGCGCUACACUGGAUGGCGCAAGUAAUGGCUCUCUGCCCACAGUUGAUGAUGCACUGCCCCACCAUCUGCGGCUGCCCGCCACCGCGCUCCACCACCACCAGCAACGCCAUGGUUAUUACCAUUACUUUUUGCACCAAAGACGACAUUUUGAGAAAUCCCAUUGGUCUGGUUUAUAAAUGGCAAGUUUUUUGUGGUAUUAAAAUCUGCAGAUAUUUUAUGAUGAAUUGAUGUUAUAUGGAAUUGUUUCGAUCGGUCCUGUUGAUUUAUACACAUAAAAAGGUAAAAAGGGAUACGUUAUUGGAGGCUGAAAUGGAGGAUGAAACUCAUGAAAGAGCUGAACAUAGCGUGGUAUGGCGGUGUACCGGACCGUCCAUCCGAGGCCCACGCUUUCCAUAUUCAAUUCUUCCAUUCCAUGACCAAUAUUUUCCUUAAUUACUCCGUAGUUUUUUGUGUGUGCUAAUAAUGAGAAAGUUCGUGAAAUAGGACUAAAAAAGUUUCAAAAUUCUAAAAUAAGACUGUCAUGUAUUUAUUCCAAAAAUGGG
Molecule: messenger RNA, 1136 nt
Organism: Cuscuta epithymum
Lineage: Eukaryota; Viridiplantae; Streptophyta; Magnoliopsida; Solanales; Convolvulaceae
Source: the annotation of a GenBank genome assembly